Messenger RNA from Aaosphaeria arxii CBS 175.79, 567 nucleotides. Its product is annotated as rer1 protein-like protein. Gene Ontology annotation, cellular component: Golgi membrane. Bases 1 to 567 code for a protein of 188 amino acids. Gene Ontology annotation, biological process: protein retention in ER lumen; retrograde vesicle-mediated transport, Golgi to endoplasmic reticulum. Lineage: Eukaryota; Fungi; Ascomycota; Dothideomycetes; Pleosporales. The record is from RefSeq and is a predicted model, not a curated record. The transcript is spliced from 4 exons.
AUGGACGCUCCGGAGCCAGAUACCCCUUUCGCCGCUGUUACUGCGCAAACGACGAAAUUUGGCAGGAUAUUUCAAAGUUACUUGGACAAGUCGACACCUUUCACCACCUACAGAUGGGUUGGCACAGGGGUUCUCUUCCUCUUUUUCGCCCUCCGGAUAUUCAUCGCGCAAGGCUGGUACAUUGUUGCCUAUUCUCUAGGCAUCUACCUCCUCAAUCUCUUCCUCGCCUUCCUCUCACCGAAAUUCGACCCUUCGCUCGAACAAGAUGAGGGAAUGGAGGACGGACAAGCCGGUGGACUCCCCACCAAGGAGGAGGAGGAGUUCCGACCUUUUGUCCGCAGGCUUCCAGAGUUCAAGUUCUGGUACAGCACGACCAAAGCGAUCGCCAUUGGCUUCGUCUGCAGCUGGUUCGAGGUCUUCAACUUGCCAGUCUUCUGGCCCGUCUUGGUGGUAUACUGGUUGAUUCUCUUUGGAUUGACGAUGCGACGACAAAUCCAGCACAUGAUCAAGUACCGUUACGUUCCCUUCACCGUCGGAAAGACGCGCUACCCAGGCGCCGCGAAAUAA